UCAAAUCUAAAAAAAAUUGAAGCUGUUAAUUAUAUUUUAUGUUGUCAGCUGAGGGCAUAUCAGUAAGGUCCACGCUUGUAUAUAUUAUAAGCUCAAUUUUAAUUGGACGAAUUUUUCGUUUUUUUUCUCUAUAUCAAAUUUUUAUUUUAAGUGUCGUUUAUUUUAUUUUAUUUAUAAUAUCAGUUUUUUAUGUGGCUUUCAAGUACCUUGGGCGAUCCAUGCCUAACGAUUAUGCAAAUGUUCCAGGGCCUUUGGUCUUUGCGAAGUUGUCAGAUUGGAUAAAAGCUAUUAAAGCAUAUGAAAAAGAAGCAUCUUUAGAUAAACAGUGUUUUCCACUUCAUGAAUCUUUGCUUAUUUCAGAGGAACUUAAUAAGAUAAUUGAUCUCAUUAUUCGGGAUUUUGUUGUAAAAUGGUAUAAGGAAAUUGCUCCACAAGGUGUUUUCCCUGUUAUAAUUGAAAAAAACAUUCGAUAUUCCUUGAUACAACUUAGAAAUCGGGUGAAGACCAUAGAUAUAGAAGAUAUUAUUGUUCGAAGAAUUAUACCUAUCAUCACAGCGCAUAUUGCAGAAUGUAGAGCUGCAGAUUUGAAAGUACAGAAUCUUGGUCUUAAACAAAAUCUUACAGAUCUAACAGAAUUGAAUCUUGCUGUAGCAAAAAAAUAUAAUAAUGGAAAGCUUCAUCCAGCUGUAACAUUUUCUCAUUCAGGAAGUAUAAUGUGCCAGAAAGAUCAUCUUAGAAAAUUAGUUGGGCAAUUUAUUAGAUUUAUAUUACCCGAAUCUGAAAUGAAUAGUAAGGUUGUUUUUUCUUUGAUUCGAGAAAUUGUUUCAUGUGGGGUUUUGUCACCCAUUAUAGACUUAUUAACAGAUCCUGACAUACUGAACCAAUUAAUAGUGACUAUUACUAGUUCUAUAAUACAAGAACGAAAGAAGAUUAGACGCAUUAGAGAUGUUGUUAAGAAACAUUCGUUGUACGAGAAAAUGGAAAGACAAAGAUAUACACCUAAAUUUCCAUUAAACAAUGAAAAAAUGUUUGAAAAAUAUAUAUAUUUUAUAAAACAAUGCAAUAAUUUGUCAGACCUAAGAAAAAUGCGAAAUGAUCUUAUUUUAGAGAAUCAUAAAUUUCAAUCAAAAAUAUAUUCUAAUAAAUAUAAUUAUGAAAAUGAUCAACAUAUUGAUCAUGUCUUAGCUAAAUUUCAAAAAAGCAAGUAUUUUAUAGAAAAACAAAUAAGAAUAUUAACAGGAAAUAUAAACAUUGAUUAUUCAGAUUUUAUAAUGCAAACUCCGGAAGUUUUAUUUGCUCAAAAAGAUAUUAAAUUAAUAGAGAUAUUGCAUAAUGUUUCGGGUCUAUCUUAUUUUAUGGAAUUUAUGGAUCAAAAAAAUAGAAUAGUUUUGGUUCAGUUUUGGCUUGUUGUAAAUGGUCUUAACAAUCCUUCUGAUCAUGAUAUUUCCUCAAAAAAUGAUCCAUUAGGAGUAAUAUCUACUUUUCCUGAAAAUCUUGACGUAAGAUUAUCAUAUAAGGAAGAUAUUUCUACAAUUUUUGAGACAUAUUUUUCAGAAAAUCUUCUAAAUAUAUCUGAAGAAAACAAAAAUGUUAUUAAAGAGUUUAUCGAAUCAUCAGAUAUACCUGAGAAAUAUCAUAACGCUAAAGAAGCUUUGUUUAAAAUACAGAAUGAGGUCUUUGAAAUUAUGCGAGAAGAGGAUCUUCCGGGUUUUGUAAAAAGUGAAAUUUUUUUAAAAUAUUUAACUACAAUGGCUGAAGAAACAUCCAAAAAUUUUAAAGAUAAUUUUCAAAAUCAAAUACUUAAUAAUAUAGCAAAUAAGACUACUAUUUUAUCUGAAUCUAUUCCAGAGCAUAAUUCUAACCCUAUUUUGAAUAUUUCUUCUAUUCAAAGCUCUAAAAAAGAAUCCAGUAAUAGUAAUGAGAUCGAUUUUGAUAUUUUACAAGAAGUUGAAACUGCGUUAAAUAACAUUAUAGAUAAUGAUGAUGAUGAUGAACAAAAUAAAUAUGAAAUAAGUUCAAAUAUUGACUGUAUAUUAGACACAUCAUCAGAGAGAUGUAGUAGUUAUUUAAAAAAAACGUUAACAGUACCAUCAGAUUCAGGUUCUAAUGGUUUCUCAUAUUCAGCAAAUAAAAAAGUUCGUAUGCCAUUAUUUGAGGAGCCUGAGCAGUUUGAUAUAGAUACAUCUUUUGAUAAUCAAAAUAUUGAUAUGGAUUUAACUGAUGCAGAUAUACAUCAUGCUUCUUCUGGUGAUUUAACUCUCUCUGAAGCAAUUGAUAAUAUUUCUAUGGAAAUUAAUAGUUUAGAAGCUGAGGAAUCUGUUCUCAGUUCUCUUAUAAAAAAAGCAGAGCUUACUAAUAGCAUUUCUGAGCUUAGGAUAUUUAGAAAAUCAAUUAAAACUAUCCAAUCAGAACUUCGUCGCAAAAGAUAUCAAAGACAGCAGUACAUGAUUCAGGAGAAUGAUAACUUACUUUAUGGAAGAUCAAAAAUAUCUAUACCUGCUGUAACGAUAGGAUUAGGAAUGGAUGGGUCUCAGUAUACUUUAUAUAUAAUAGAAAUACAGAAGUUCGACUCUUCUAAAGUUGUUACUUCAGGGUGGAUUCUUGGACGUCGUUAUAGUGAAUUUUUUCAUCUUCAUCAAAGAUUAAAAAUGUAUUUUCCAAAAGUACGGAAUAUUGAUCUUCCAAAGAAAAGUGUAGUUUUAAAGAUGCAGAAAUCAUUUGUUGAGGGAAGAAGAAUUAUGCUCGAAAAAUAUCUUCAGACUUUAUUACAAAUUCCUGAAGUUUGUUCAUCAAAAGAAUUGCGUAUAUUUUUAUCUCAGCAGAACUCUACGUUACCAUCAUUACAGAAAAAUUCUGAUCUAAUAUCAUAUUCUGAUCCACGAGAAAUUGUUGGAUAUAUUUUUAAAUACCUUUCUGAAGAUAUGGAGGAUACUUCGCCUAAUUCCGCUUUUAUUGAUAAUUUCCCUGAAACUAAUCUUAAUAUAUUAAAUACUAUAACAUCUAAAGAGAAUAUCGAGUCUUCUGUUACACGACAGCCACAAAAUUUGAAAGGUUUAGAAAAUGAUGUAACUGCAUUUACAAAACCAAUAUGCGAUUUGUUUUUAGAAGUUUUUGACCUCAGAAAGUCUAACAAUUGGCUAAAGGGCCGUGCAAUUAUUAUAAUAUUGCAACAAUUAUUGGGAGGAACUAUUGAGAGAAAAGUUCGUGAAACUUUGCGGAAUGCUUUUGGAGAGCAAUCCAUUUUGAAUAUACUUCAAGCAUUAAAAGAUACUUUAUGGCCAAAUGGAAUAUUGAUAAAAAAUCGGCCUUUAAGAUCCUAUGAAGAAAAAACUAAAACAAGAGUUGAGGCCAGUUUCUUGUUUUCUGCUAUAUUUCCCGUUUAUUUACCAGAUAUUGCACCCAAAAAAAUAUUUAACAUGUUGCAAAAUCCUUUAUUAAAUUCGCAUUUAAUAUUUAAUAUUUUUGAUGAGAUUGUUGAGAUUAUUUUUCCAGAAAUAAGACAAACGUAA
Pneumocystis murina B123 is the source of this 3509-nucleotide messenger RNA. RefSeq lists its product as hypothetical. The transcript is spliced from 9 exons. Gene Ontology annotation, molecular function: phosphatidylinositol binding. Gene Ontology annotation, cellular component: intracellular membrane-bounded organelle. NCBI's taxonomy places the organism in Eukaryota, Fungi, Ascomycota, Pneumocystomycetes, Pneumocystales, Pneumocystaceae. Bases 39 to 3509 code for a protein of 1156 amino acids. The record is from RefSeq and is a predicted model, not a curated record.